UUCAUAUUAGAGACUACCAUCUCCAGUGUUCGCCCACGGCUGCGAUCGGAGAGACUUCUUCUCAGUUCCUCUUCUCUUUCUCAAGGGUUGAGGCCAUGGCAGGUCCUGGACGAUCCAUGCUGUACUCACUUCUUCUGUUUGCUGUCACAUUCUCCCUUCUUGAAAUGUACAGGGGAAAAUUAGCAUCAUCUGAGUUGUUAACUAUUGCUGGUGGUUUUAUCAGCUCACUUUUGUUUGUCUUGCUGUUGACUUUCAUUGGAAAUUAUCAAGAAUCUUAUGGUGCCAGGACGGGAUGGGGUGCUGUUUUCCUGGCGGAAUUUGUAGCAUUAGUUGUUGCCAGCACAGUUCAUCGUGUUUGUAUCACUACAUGUUUCUUGUUUUCAGCUGCCUUUUUAUAUGAGAUUGACAAGCUCUCAGGAGUGAUGCUUGCGAAAAGCGACUCGAAGGUUAAGCGAUAUUAAUAAUAAAGAUGGUGAGCUGAACUGUUUAAUCUUAAUCUUGUUUUUCAUUAGCUUCAAGAAACGUUGAAUGAUGAGAUGCAAUGAGUACCAUCGGAAAAUAGAAAGAGACUUGUUCUAGUUAUUGUUUACCAAUGUAGAAGUUUUUUGAGUUAAAUUGAGAUUUUUUUUACUGCUUUUAUUCUUUUA
Dioscorea cayenensis subsp. rotundata (Guinea yam) is the source of this 647-nucleotide messenger RNA. Its product is annotated as protein KRTCAP2 homolog. Bases 96 to 461 code for a protein of 121 amino acids. The record is from RefSeq and is a predicted model, not a curated record. Lineage: Eukaryota; Viridiplantae; Streptophyta; Magnoliopsida; Dioscoreales; Dioscoreaceae. The transcript has 5 exons.